AUGGCUGUAGCCGUUGAUCAAGCUCAUGGAUUCAAGCCAUUCCCUUCCCGCCCCCCGAGAUGCAACCUCCAAUCUUUCUCUCAACUUAAUCCCGAAAUGCCCGACUUCACCCGAACCACCAACCUCGAGUUCUCUAACAUCAUCCACAAGAGCUUCUCCACCCCAUGCCUCUCCCACUCCUCAGACGAGCACAGGCCCACCACCGCCUCCAGGAUCGAGAUAAUCGCGGGCCUGGCCGCCCCUCGGGCCCGCGCCCUUGUCGCCGAAGUCGCCAUCGCCAUGGCCUCCGGUGUCAGCCCCGAGCCCGUCUCGAGUGGGCUUGGUGGGGCCUACUUCCUCCGGGCCCAUAACAGCGACACUAUAAUAGCCGUGGCAAAGCCCGUCGACGAGGAGCCGCUAGCGGUGAACAACCCGAAAGGGCUGGCCGGGCGGAUGCUGGGCCAGCCCGGGAUUAAAUGCUCCAUCAUGAUAGGCGAAACGGGCCUCCGAGAGUCGGCCGCUUAUCUUCUCGAUCAUGAUGGUUUUGCUGGGGUACCUCCCACGGCUUUAGUUAGAUUCUCUAACGUCAAGUUUAAUCUGAACAAUCCCGAGCCUGUUACGGGCCCGAACUACAAAAUCACUUCUUUACAGCGGUUUGUGAGCCAUGACUCGGAUGCGGGGGACUUGGGCCCGUCUAGCUUUUCGGUCACCUGCGUGCACCAUAUAGGUAUAUUGGAUGUUCGGCUGAUGAACCUCGACAGGCACGCGGGGAAUAUUCUGGUGAGGCGAGGGGCCACUGCUGAGCUGGUGCCGAUUGAUCACGGGUUCUGCUUGCCUGAGUCGCUCGACGACCCGUAUUUCGAGUGGCUCCAUUGGCCGCAGGCCUCGAUACCGUUUUCGGAGCUGGAAAUCGAGUAUGUGGCACUCCUCGACCCUUAUAAGGAUGCCGAGCUUUUGAGGACCGAGCUACCCUCGAUUGCUGAGUCAUCUGUUCGGGUGUUGGUCCUCUGCACGAUAUUCCUGAAGCAGGCCACAGCUCACGGGCUGUGUCUUGCCGACAUAGGCGAGAUGAUGACUCGGGAGUUUUGUGGAGGGGAAGAAAAUUGGAGCACGUUGGAGAAUCUCUGCAUGGAAGUGAAGUCUAGCUUGAAAAAGAGUGGCGAUUUGUGCGAAAAAAAUGGGAAUAAGCACGAAGAAGGAGGUGACGAGAUGUUCCAAUUUGAUGACGAGUGUGGAAACUUGGAGAACUUGCCUAUGAGGGGUAAGCCGUGUAAAAUCCCGAGAUUCUCUUCGAUGAGUGUUUUGGUUGAACCGAGAAGAGUGCUAACUUUGAAUGAGGACGAGCGGUGUUUUGUGGAGGGGUGUGGUGGUUCGGGCGGUGCAGAUGAUGAUAGUGGGGAUGAAAGUAACCGAAAAACGAGUGGAUUGAUGAGGAGCUUGAGCUACUCGGUUCCGAACUAUAAUCUUGACGGGAAGUGUAUUUGUUUCGGUGAGAUGGAUGAGGACGAGUGGCGGUUGUUCUUGGCGGGUUUCGAGAGAGCUUUGCCGAAGGCUUUUGAGGAGAGGAAAUCCAUGGGUUUGUCCAAGCAACGGUUGGGAUCUUCAUCGGAUAACAAAUACUUUUGA
Striga asiatica is the source of this 1605-nucleotide messenger RNA. Lineage: Eukaryota; Viridiplantae; Streptophyta; Magnoliopsida; Lamiales; Orobanchaceae. The record is from the annotation of a GenBank genome assembly.